AGCCUAGAGGAUUUCAUAUACAUUCAUAUAAAAAGAAGCACCAUUUUCAUAAAAAAUAAAUACACCUUAUAUGAGAGUCCACAUUAUAAAAGCAUGUAUGUGUACCCUAAUACUAAAUUGGUCCUUUUAACAAAAUAUCAGACUUUGCCCUACUUAACUGGAAAAGUUACCUGUAUUUUAAAAAGAAGAGAAAUAUAUUAACAUAAUUGUAGGGCUGUGACUAUUUUUUGCAAAAGCUAUCUUUGAAAAGAAUUACUGAAUUGAUAAUGUAUAUGUGGAGAGAUUUAAAAUACUAGAUAAGGGAACUUAUUCUGAUGAAUUUAAGAAAGGUAAGUAUUUUAGUUCACUAAAAAUAUGAAUAAAAAUUAUCCAUUCACUUAUUUGGACACCCCAGUCAUGCCAGAGUUUAUAAAUACAGUGAAAUCACUGAAGAUUUUUUCGGCCCCCAAAACUUAAAAAAAUGGCCGUGUACCUUGUGAAUUUUUUAAAUGAAAAAAGAAUACAAAAUGAUGAAGACCCUUAUGAGAUGAUGACAAACUAGAAAAUGUGAAAUUUAAAGGGGAAAAUGUGGGUAUUUGCUUUCUUCCAGCAAAUUAAAGACAGGGUACUGUACAUAGAUUCAAGAGAUUGCGCUUUGAGGAUAAAUAGCUGGGCACUGUGCAGUUUUCCAAGACAACCUCUGGGCGCCGCUGUCGACCAAAAGGAAGUGAAGGCUUCUCAAUUCUGCCUGAGCGUCAGGCAGGGUGCCUUCCUGCUUUGUCCGGUGCACCGCAGAGCACAGACGCUGCUCCUGUGCACCCUCAACCGCCUAACAAAUAAGUGCUACACUCAAAUCGCCAAAGUCCAGGGUGCUGUCAUUGCUUUUAAAAACAAUCCCAGAAAAAAGAAGCUCCGCGGAGAGUUCCUGAAAUGCAAAGGAGAGCCAGAGAAGCCGAAAGGAUGAAAAGUCAGGUACUGUUUCCCUUCCUGCUGUCUUUGUUCUGCGGUGCCAUCUCCCAGCAGAUCCGAUACACGAUUCCAGAGGAGCUAGCCAAGGGCUCACGGGUGGGGAACCUUGCCAAGGAUCUGGGGCUCAGUAUCGAGGAGUUGCCAGCUCGAAAACUGCGGGUUAGUGCAGAGGAUUAUUUCAACGUUAGUUUGGAGAGCGCGGAUUUGUUAGUGAACGGUAGGAUAGAUCGAGAGAAGAUUUGCGGAAGGAAACUUGAGUGUGCACUAGAAUUCGAAACUGUUGCUGAAAACCCAAUGAAUGUUUUCCACGUGGUUGUUAUAAUCCAAGAUAUUAAUGAUAAUGCACCACGUUUCGUUACAAAAGGCAUUGACUUAGAAAUUUGUGAGUCAGCCUUACCCGGGGUAAAAUUCCCUCUGGAUUCUGCGCAAGAUGCAGAUGUGGAAGGUAAUUCACUGAAGAUAUACACCAUCAACCCCAAUCAACACUUCUCUCUGUCAACGAAGGAAAGUCCUGAUGGAAGUAAAUAUCCGGAAUUACUGCUGGAAAAGCCUCUAGACAGGGAACAUCAGAGCUCCCAUCGCUUAAUCCUGACUGCCAUGGACGGCGGCGACCCGCCUCUAAGCGGCACCACCCAGAUCAAUAUCCGAGUCACUGAUGCCAAUGAUAAUGCUCCUGUGUUUAGCCAGGAUGUAUACAGGGUUAGCCUCCAAGAAAAUGUACCCUGGGGAACUUCUGUGCUGCGAGUGUCGGCCACAGACCAGGACGAGGGCAUUAACGCAGAGAUCACCUAUGCCUUCCUCAAUUCCCCAAUAAGUACCAGCCUCUUCUUCAAUCUUAAUCCAAAUACCGGCGACAUUACAACCAAUGGCACAUUGGACUUUGAAGAGACAAGUAGAUAUGUGUUGGGUGUAGAAGCCAAGGAUGGAGGAGUACACACAGCUCACUGUAAUGUUCAAAUUGAAAUUGUUGAUGAGAAUGAUAAUGCCCCAGAGGUGACUUUGAUGUCCUUCUCUAACCAGAUUCCAGAGGAUUCAGACCUUGGAACUGUAAUAGCCCUCAUAAAAGUGCGAGACAAGGAUUCUGGGCAAAAUGGCAUGGUGACAUGCUAUAUUCAGGAAGAAGUUCCCUUCAAAUUAGAAUCCACCUCAAAGAAUUAUUACAAGCUGGUGAUUUGUGGGGCCCUAAACCGGGAGCAGUCAGCUGACUACAACGUCACAAUCAUAGCCACCGACAAGGGCAAGCCAUCCCUUUCCUCCAGGACAAGCAUAACCCUGCACAUCUCUGACAUCAACGACAAUGCACCUGUUUUCCAUCAGGCCUCCUACGUGGUUCAUGUGGCUGAGAACAACCCACCUGGCGCCUCUAUUGCACAAGUCAGCGCCUCCGACCCGGAUUUGGGACCCAACGGCAGCGUCUCCUACUCUAUUGUGGCCAGUGACCUGGAGCCGCGGGAGUUGUUGUCCUACGUGUCAGUGAGCGCGCAGAGCGGGGUGGUGUUCGCGCAGCGC
This is a messenger RNA of Sapajus apella (tufted capuchin), 2457 nucleotides long. Its product is annotated as protocadherin gamma-B1. The transcript has a single exon. The record is from RefSeq and is a predicted model, not a curated record. Gene Ontology annotation, biological process: homophilic cell-cell adhesion. Gene Ontology annotation, molecular function: calcium ion binding. The annotation marks the transcript as partial. Lineage: Eukaryota; Metazoa; Chordata; Mammalia; Primates; Cebidae. Gene Ontology annotation, cellular component: plasma membrane.